Messenger RNA from Nakaseomyces glabratus, 552 nucleotides. RefSeq lists its product as uncharacterized. Gene Ontology annotation, molecular function: zinc ion binding. The record is from RefSeq and is a predicted model, not a curated record. Lineage: Eukaryota; Fungi; Ascomycota; Saccharomycetes; Saccharomycetales; Saccharomycetaceae.
AUGUUGUACCUUUCUAUGAGUGGAACUCUCUCUGAGAACAUUGUCAGAGUUUAUCCAAGGGACACAGAGCAAUCUAUUGCUGAAUAUUCCUUUGACAUUACAUGCACGCAUUGUAGAGAGGCCCAUGGGUCACCAGUAUUCAUCAAUGCCUAUGAGAAACAUGAGAUGGCUGGCAGCAGAGGAGAAACCUCCUUUACUAUGAAGUGUAAGUUCUGUGGCAAUGAAAUGUCUAUCAACUUGUCGCAUUUUGAAGAAGCACUAUGGAACAGUGAAGCUGAAAGUUACGACAGUGGCUCAAUCACCACAUCGAGAAAGAAGCACGGUAUCAAGAAUGUUAGUGGCAAUGCCGGUUUGCUAUUGCAGCUAGACUGCCGUGGCUGUGAUAUCUCCAAGUUCAAUCCUCAGAACAUCACAUUUGUCGUCGAGCUACAACAGGGCAAGAUGGAAUGCAUUAUCGAAGAAGGCGAGGACGAGUGGUACGACUAUGACGACAACCAAGGCGAGGAAGUCUCGAUCACCGAGAUCAAAUUCGAUAUCAUAAAGGGUAAAUAG